AUGGGAGAAGCGCCACCCUCCAAAGAGCACAUCUUGUGUCUUCUACCUUUUCCAAACAACCAACCUAUUCUCGAUAGUAUAAUCAAGAAACAUCCAAAUGUCGAAAUCGUCUACAAGCAAUUCUCAUACCAAAAAGGCACUCGUAUUAUAAACAAGGAAGAUAUCCCCGAAGAUGAGGUUGAGAAAGCAACUAUUCUAGUCACCUUGGGAUAUAUACCAACACCGCAGCUGGCGAAGAAUCUUAGGUUGAUUCAUCUGUUUUCUGCGGGUGUGGAUUGGGCCAGUCAGACGCCUAUUUGGAAAGAAACCAACAUCCCUUUCACCAACUCCUCGGGCGUCCACGCACCCCAGAUAUCAGAAUGGGUCGUCAUGCAAAUCCUUUCCAAUGCUCACAAGCAAAAACUCCUUUUAGAGCUGCAAAAGAAGCAUGUGUGGGGUUCUCACGCAGAUAUUGGAGCGGUCAAAGAUAGUGUAGGUCAAAGACUAGGUGUACUCGGUUACGGCGCCAUCGGACGACAAGCCGCCAAAGUAGCAAAAGCCAUGGGAAUGGACGUAAUAGCAUACACCGCCAGCCCACGUAAGACUCCAGAGAGUAAAAAGUACACUGACUACACCGUCCCCGGCACCGGCGACCCAGAGGGUCUCAUCCCCAGUGCUUGGUACUCCGGCCUCACCAAAUCAGAGCUCCACAAUUUCCUCUCCCAAUCCAUCGACAUCCUCCUAAUCUCCGUACCCCUAACACCACAGACCAGACACUUCCUCUCCACCUCCGAAUUCAGCAUCCUAUCUUCGCAAAAAGCGUUCGUCAUUAACAUCGCCCGCGGCCCGAUCGUCGACCACGAUGCUCUUAUUUCAGCGCUGAAGAACGGCGAUUUGAGGGGCGCGGCGCUCGAUGUCACGGAGCCGGAACCGUUGCCUAAGGAGAGUGAGUUGUGGGAUCUGGAGAAUGUGAGUGUGACGCCGCAUGUGAGUGGGAUUGGCACGGCCUAUUUUGAUCGUAGUUUUGAGAUUUUGGAGGGGAACUUGGGGAGGAUUGAGAGGGGGGAGGGAUUGUGGAAUUUGGUUGAUCGGAGGAGGGGGUAUUGA
Glarea lozoyensis ATCC 20868 is the source of this 1086-nucleotide messenger RNA. RefSeq names its product NAD(P)-binding Rossmann-fold containing protein. Bases 1 to 1086 code for a protein of 361 amino acids. Lineage: Eukaryota; Fungi; Ascomycota; Leotiomycetes; Helotiales; Helotiaceae. Gene Ontology annotation, molecular function: NAD binding. The record is from RefSeq and is a predicted model, not a curated record. The transcript has 4 exons.